AAGUUUGGUAUAAAGCUGUUUAUGAUUUAAGCUGACACUUGACUCUUCAGUUCAUCACCAUUCUUCAACACUCUGAAACUGAGAGUUGAGAAAGAAUGGCGAAAGAGAAUCCAGCAGAACCCGGCGAGCCUUCUCCGCCGGUUGCUGGGAAUAAAAAAGAGCAUAAACACCUUCACUUGUUGAGCUUUCUGAAUGGUUCCGCCGAGAACUCAUGGAAGAAAGUUGAGGAUAAAUUUCGCCAGCAAGUGGGCGACGGAAAACUUUCCAGGGACAAAUUCGGAGCCUGCAUUGGCCUGAAUGAGGACUCCACAUACUUUGCACACGAACUGUUUGAUGUAUUGUCUAGGAGAAACAAUGUAGAGCCUGAGAAAGGGAUUACUCUGCAACAAUUGAAGGUGUUUUGGGAAGAAUUGGAUAAGGAUGAUCUGGAUACCAGGCUUGAGAUCUUCUUCGAUUUGUGUGACAAGAAUGAUGAUAAUAAGAUCUCAAAGAAAGAGGUGGAGACUGUACUAAAGUGGACUGCUUCUGCAAACAAGUUGACAAGUAUUGAGAAACAAAUUGAAUCCUACGCAUCUAUGAUCGUAAAAGAGCUUGAUCCAGACGGCAAUGGGUUUAUUGAGAUUGAACAUUUGAAACUUGUAAUCCGAGAACUGUGGAAUCCUGAAGAAACCAAAAUGUUGCAGAAUCAGGAUGUUUCAACCAGCAAUUUUGUGAGAGAAACAAAAGAAAUAAUCAACGAUAACAGGAAAAGAAUCUGGGUUUUAAUACUGUGGUUAGCCAUAAAUUUGGGUCUGUUUCUUUGGAAAUUCAUGGAAUACAAGGAGAAGGAAACGUUUAAACUGAUGGGUUAUUGCAUUGGUUCUGCUAAGGGAUCAGCCGAGAUUCUGAAAUUCAAUAUGGGUCUGAUUCUGUUUCUUGUUUGCAGAGGCACAUUAACCACACUUAGAUCCACAUUUCUCAGCUCCAUAUUCCCUUUUGAUGAUCAUAUUUCCUUUCACGUGGUGGUUGGUGUAGCCAUUUCAUUGGCCACUUUUGUUCAUAUGAUUAUGCAUUUGGGAUGUGGGUUUCCAAUAUUGUCCACAUGUCUAAGCGACAAACUCAAGGAAAUUCUUGGCCCAAGUUUUGAGUCCAAGCAGGCAGGUUACUGUGAUUUGCUUUUAAGCGUUCCUGGUGUUACUGGAAUCCUCAUGGUCGUUAUAAUGGCCUACAGCUUCACUCUGGCAAUUCCUUCACUUAGAAAGAGUGAGAAGAAGUUACAGGAAUCCUUUCAUCAUUUGAUAGGUUUCAAUGCCUUCUGGUAUGCACAUCAUUUGCUUUUUCUGGUCUAUGUCUUGCUGAUUCUUCAUGGCUACUUCCAAUCCCUAGCUUGGGAUUGGUUGAAUCGAACGACAUGGGUGUACGUUGCAUUCCCAUUAGUUCUAUACGCAAUGGAGAGACUUAAUAUAAGCUUCAACGAACAAAAACAUGAAGUCAAAGUAAAAAAGGCAGUAGUGUAUAACAGAAAUGCUCUGGUAGCACUAUACUUGACAAAACCAGAAGGAUUCAAGUAUGAAAGUGGGAUGUAUCUGUUUGUCAAGUGCAAGGAUAUAUCAAAAUUUCAAUGGCAUCCAUUCUCUAUCACUUCUGCACCAGGAGAUGACUAUUUAAGUCUCCAUAUACUUAAUCAAGGAGAUUGGACAUCCGAGCUCAUGAACAGAUUUGGAAAGGCAUGUAGCGCUGAAGAUGAAAUGAAAAGAGGUGGAAUAGUUAGACAAGAAAGAACAAACGACUUGAGAUCAAGUGAUAAAUAUCCUCAUAUUUUGAUCAAGGGACCAUACGGAGCCCCAGCACAAAAUUACAAGAAUUAUGACAUUCUCUUGCUCAUAGGCCUUGGAAUUGGAGCUACUCCCAUGAUCAGCAUUUUGAAAGAUCUACUAAACCACGUCAAAACGAAUGCCCCACAAAAUACCGAAAAGAACUCGUCGUGCUCGAACAAGACCCCAAAGGUCCCGAAGAGAGCAUAUUUCUACUGGGUAACAAAGACACAAGAAUCAUUUGAAUGGUUUAAAGGGAUCAUGAAUGAUGUGGCAGAAUACGAUAAUGGAAAAGAGAAAGUAAUAGAAAUGAACAACCAUUUAAGUUGCAUGCAAAAGGAAGGAGACCCACGGUCCGUGUUCAUUACCAUUCUCCAAAAUAUACAGACCGAAAAGGAUAUCAUUUCUGGAAGUCGGAUAAGGGCUCGCUAUGGAAGACCGGACUGGAAAAAGGUUUUCACAGACUUGAAAACCAAGCACAAAGACUGUAACAUAGGUGUAUUUUACUGUGGAAAAUCCCCUCACCGCCCAUUCGCUGAUCUCUGCAGAAAUUACAGUGAUGGUUCAACAAAAUUUCACUUCCACCACGAAAACUUUUAACUUGUGGUAAAAAAAUGUUGGCUAAUAAUAAAAAAUGGAAUUCGAUUUCAAUAAAAAAAAAAAUAAAUAAACAUC
Cucurbita moschata (crookneck pumpkin) is the source of this 2468-nucleotide messenger RNA. Its product is annotated as putative respiratory burst oxidase homolog protein H. The record is from RefSeq and is a predicted model, not a curated record. Gene Ontology annotation, cellular component: plasma membrane. Lineage: Eukaryota; Viridiplantae; Streptophyta; Magnoliopsida; Cucurbitales; Cucurbitaceae. Gene Ontology annotation, molecular function: NAD(P)H oxidase H2O2-forming activity; peroxidase activity; calcium ion binding. The transcript is spliced from 13 exons. Bases 96 to 2393 code for a protein of 765 amino acids.